AUGCGCAGGCUCCAAGCCGCUAUUGAUGAAGAUCCAGAGAUCGACCUGAAGCCCCGUCGCCCCAAACUAGCUGAUGACGAGGACGAUAUUCGAGAAUCCCUGGACGCAACCACCCCAGCCCAAGUCAUUUCCCCACUCUCUGAGUCUGUUUCCAAGCUCCUGGAUAAAGUGGCCAUCUCGAUGGAACUGCAAUGCCGCAACGAGCUCUCUGCACGGCUCUGUGAGCUUCUACGAACUAGUGAAACAAUGUGGAAGGGCCCGUUUCCUCGCUCGAGGAUGAUCUUCAGAUGCUCCAACAAUAUUAUCGUCAAGGCAAUUGCCAAAAUGAACGAUCAUACAGAGUACACCACGUUGCAGUGCCUUGAACAUCAUCCAAGCAUUCCAGCGCCCAAGCCACUUGGUCUAGUGGUCAUGAAUCGAGUCACUCUGGCGAAAUUUGGAAUUCCCUGGAUUCGACCCAAAAAUCCUCGAUUAGCGACCAAUCCUAAUACCAUCCUCGAGGAGCUAAGGUCACUACCAUAUUCCGAAGGAACUCCGUUUGGAGGCCAAGACGCCGAUCACGACUCUCGGCGAUUUUUGAAAACUUCUUGGGCACAAGUACACACCCUGGGGGGGGGGGGGGGGGGGGUGUAUUUCUGGACUUGCUUCGUCAGCUAUCCCCAUCAACGGUGGAUUCAGCAACCCGGAUUGUGUUCACGCACGGCGACCUCAGACCGGACAAUAUUGUUGUGGAGGUUACCAAUAACAAUUAUUAUGUGGUUACGGGCAUCCUGGAUUGGGAGUACAGUGGGCUUCUAUCCGCAAUACUAUGAGUCUUCCCGGUGCACGAACUGUUUAACGCCUUACGGCAAAGAUGAUUGGUACUUGCAUCUGCCGGAUUGUGUCUCGCCUAGGCAUUAUGCUCAGUGGUGGCUUCUUGAUCGAGUCAGGGAAUUGAGGGUUUAUUAG
Molecule: messenger RNA, 948 nt
Organism: Penicillium alfredii
Lineage: Eukaryota; Fungi; Ascomycota; Eurotiomycetes; Eurotiales; Aspergillaceae
Exons: 4
Coding region: 1-948 (315 amino acids)
Source: RefSeq, a predicted model, not a curated record